AGUUACCUGUAGAUGAAUUUCAUUAAUUUUAGAAUAAGCAACAUACCAUAUUUUGAUGCGCUUUUAAUGUUGUGCACUAUACUAAGAAAACAAUAGGGCAUAGGUUUUAGGCUUUGGUAGAUAUGUAAGAUCUGGCAAACAAAAACAACACGAUUUUAAAGAAGUAUUUUACAUGUGAAAUCAUUUUAAACAAGGGUCAAAUUUGGCAUUAAUUAAAAAUGACAAAUUGGUGUUGUUUCAAGUAUAACUUAAGUUUUUUUAACACCACCAUUCCCAUUCUUUUUCAAAUGAAGUUUUCUGACAGUUAUACUGUUAUGGUUAACAAUUGGAGCUUAUUUUUACCGGAAGUGACGCAAAAUAGAAGUGAUUUACCCAUUUUCAGGAGGCGGUCGAAAAUAGGUUGUGGUCGAAAAUAGAUACUUCCUUGAUGCUGACGUGUAGCAAUCCUGCUCCGGUUCGAGUUGAAGGUUAUGUUCCAGACGUAGUGUCAAUGUAUUCUGAUGUGGAAUUUCAGUCCCACCUUCGAAUGCAUCGGUCAACUUUUGAGGAGCUGUGUAAAAUUGUUGCCCCAGAUAUGGCCAGGGAAAGAUCCAUUUCUUUGGAGACGAGAAUGCUGGCAACACUUUGGAUGUUGGGCAAUAUGGAGUGUUAUCGGAGCGUAGCAGACAGAUUUGGCAUAAGUAAAGGCACUCUCCAUCUGACUGUGAUGAGUUCUUCUAAGGCCCUUUGUCAACAGAAGAGCAAUUUUAUUAAUUUUCCCACCACGAGAAGGGAGAUGGAUCAGGUCGCAGAGGGGUUCAGUGCCAGGUGUGGGAUUCCUGGAAUAGUUGGAGCUGUAGAUGGCACACACGUUCCAGUUCCUGGUCCACGAUCACAGCACAGGGCUUCUUUCAUAAAUAGGAAGGGCUAUCCUAGCAUUCAAUUGCAGGUUGUUUGCGACAGUAAACUCCGGCUGCUGGAUACAUACACCGGUUGGCCUGGCUCUGUGCACGAUGCAAGAGUUUUCAGGAACUGCCCAUUACUAGAUGUAUGCCAGCAGCUCCCUGCACCUUACCACUUGAUUGGGGACUCGGCAUAUCCGCUAUCCAGGUAUAUGCUAGUCCCAUAUAGAGACAAUGGCCAUCUUGAUGCUCAACAGAAGAAGUUCAACAAGGCUCACUCGUCAACUAGAGUUGAUGUUGAACGUGCGAUAGGGCUUUUAAAAAGCAAGUUUAGACGAUUGAAAAAUCUUGAUAUGCUUCUGGCUGAACAAAUACCAGAAGUUAUAACGGCUUGCUGUGUCCUACAUAACUUCAUUUUGGACAGGGAGGGCGAAGAUGUCGUGGAAGAUGUAGAAUAUGAUUCUGCAAGUGUAGAGGAGGAGGGAUGUAGCGAUUCACUUAAUGCAGCUGGAGAGGAAAAGCGCAGGAACAUUGCUAAUUUGUUGUAAUAUCUCUAGCUUAACAUGUUGUCGAUUCUGUGACAUAAACAUUAUCUUAUUUAAUUUAAAUAGAUUUAUGGAGCUUUUUCCAACAUAUUCCAUGGAAUUUGUGAAUGUAUAUUCAUUUCGAACCCAUGCAUUCUGUUUGAUUCUUAUUACUUUAACAGAUGUAAUUGAAAAAUAAGUUGUAGUAAUAAAGGUCAAGCAGGGA
This is a messenger RNA of Mya arenaria, 1631 nucleotides long. RefSeq names its product putative nuclease HARBI1. The transcript has 4 exons. The coding region runs from base 428 to 1429 and encodes 333 amino acids. Lineage: Eukaryota; Metazoa; Mollusca; Bivalvia; Myida; Myidae. The record is from RefSeq and is a predicted model, not a curated record.